AUGCGUCGCCUCCGACUCGUGCUGCCGCUGCUCGCGGCGCUCGCGGUGCUCGUGCCGUGGUGGGCCGCACGGCGCGACACCGCCAACCCGGCGCCGGCCGCGGCGGCGCUCAAUCUCGCGCGCGAGCAGGGCCGAGCCAUCGCAGCGCUCCGUGCCGACCUCGCGGCGUAUCGCGCGGAGACCGCGCGGCGCCGCGAGGCGGCGACUGCCCCGCGCGAGCGGCCAGCGGCGGCCGACGGCGCGGUACGCGACGCGGCGACGCCCCCGCGCGUGCGGCCAGCUGCCGCUGAGCCGCCGCCGCCGCCACCACCGCCGGACAUCACCUUUGCGCACGUGAUCAACCCGAUGCCGGCGGGCCACGGGCUCCACGCCGACGUCGAGGUCACGUUCGCGGCCCUCGCGCGGGCUGCGGCGUACGCGCGGGCCCGCGGCGUGGGCGUGCGGCUCCUGACCUGCGAGUUCGCCGGAGAGGCGCGGAUCCGACGGCCCGCGGCGUUCGAGCCCGUGGCGAACCUGACGCGCCACGCGUUCGAGGCCUACGAGCUCGGGCGGCGCGGUGUCGCGGAGCGGCGGCUGCCCUUCGUGACGGAAAUCUUCGAGAACGCCUACCGGGAGACGGAGGGCGCGCGGUUCCUCGGCUACACGAACGCGGACAUCGCCGUGCAGGAGGACUUUUACGUCAAGGCGGCCGCCUACGCGAAGGCCUCCGACGCCUUCGUGAUCAACCGCGUCGAGGUCGACGACAAGGACGCGAACGGCCGCCCGUACGGGCCCGCGGACCUGGAGACGCUCUACGCGCUCGGCCGGAAGCGGCCGCAGCGCCACGCCGGCUACGACUGCUUCUUCUGGCGGCGAGACCGGACGCCCCUCGUGUCCCUGUUUGUGCGGAAUGUAUUCGUGGGCUACCCGCCCGUCGGGAGGCACGUCAUGGAGGCGCUCCGCUGCGUCUUCGGAACGAAGUACCGCGAGAUCCGCGGCGCGCACCACACGUUCCAUCUCGGCGACCGGAACGGCGGCUGGUCGCAGCACGGCCAGUACGAGCACAUGAACCGGCGCGCGGCGCGGCUCGCGCCGGGCCCGUUCCGCCGCGUCGCGCGCUGCGGCGCCGGCGGCGCGGACGCCGUCGCCGCGGCCGCGGCCGAGCUCCGCCGCGCGCCGUUCGAGCGGUGGGACGUCCCGGGCGCCGAGUGGCCGCCGCGCGAGGUAUAA
Molecule: messenger RNA, 1209 nt
Organism: Pelagomonas calceolata
Lineage: Eukaryota; Pelagophyceae; Pelagomonadales; Pelagomonadaceae
Source: the annotation of a GenBank genome assembly